AUGUACUGCGCCGACAACCGUUACUACGACCGCCGCGAGAUUGACUGUUAUCCAACUGCCAAAACGCAAGAGCAAGAUAGUCGGCCCGGCGGCCUUGUUGUUGAACGGGUCCGACCUGAUAAGGAACGCAACCGCACCGACGAGAACGGCGAGAUGAAGAGAGACUGGCGUGGACCAUAUGAACUCAGAACCGUGCAGCACCCGACUCCGAAUACCGAGGGAAAAAUGAAGAAUCUGGUGCCCUACGACAAGCACCCAGGAAUACUUCAACUAAACCUGUGCUUGUCAGUGAUAUCCAAGGAUGAGAGAGCGCUGGAUUACCUCAAAGGCCUCGGCAGCAGAAGAGACACGCCUCUCCACGCAUCGAAGAGCGCUGGCGCGUAUGGGAGUCCGCGAGCCCAGGCGAACACAAAGGGAACCGCGACCGCGAUCCCAGCACAGAACCAGAACAGCCAGCAGCCAAGCUGA
Messenger RNA from Parathielavia appendiculata, 468 nucleotides. RefSeq lists its product as uncharacterized. The coding region runs from base 1 to 468 and encodes 155 amino acids. NCBI's taxonomy places the organism in Eukaryota, Fungi, Ascomycota, Sordariomycetes, Sordariales, Chaetomiaceae. The record is from RefSeq and is a predicted model, not a curated record. The transcript is spliced from 3 exons.